AUAAAUCAAAUAUAAAAAAAAAGGUAAAAAUGGAAUAUGAGAUUUUAGGUUUGCUCCUACUUUUACUUGCAUGGGCUGCAUGGGCUAUAUUGACGGAGCGACGACAACGACGACUCGAGGAGUAUGGGCGGUUGCCACCAGGACCACGGUGGUGGCAACUAUUAGCCAACAUUUUUCAAUCAGGUUUUGCACCACAUGUAUCAUUUGCAAAAUUGGCUAACAAACAUGGUCCUAUGAUGACCCUAUGGCUAGGUUCAAUGACCACAAUAGUUAUUUCAUCUAAUGAAGUGGCUCGUGAAAUGUUCAAGAAUCAUGAUAUCGUCCUCGCAGGUAGAAAGAUAUACGAAUCCAUGAAAGGCGAUAUAGGAAAUGAGGGUUCACUCAUCACUAAUCAAUAUGGUCCACAAUGGCGUAUGUUAAGACGAUUAUGCACCACAGAGUUCUUCAUUACAAGUCGUCUUGAUGCCAUGAGAGGUGUACGUACAAAAUGCAUAGAUCAAAUGCUUGAAUUCAUGGAAGACGCGGCUAAUUCAAGCACAACUUCCAUUGAUGUUGGAAGGUUUUUCUUCUUAAUGUCAUUUAACCUAAUUGGAAACCUUAUGAUUUCAAAAGACCUAGUUGAUCCAACAUCAGAUCGAGGUGCAAAGUUCUUCUACCAUGCAGGAAAAGUUAUGGAGUAUGCAGGAAAACCUAAUAUCGCGGACUACUUUACUAUUUUGAGAUGUCUGGAUCCACAAGGUAUAAGGAGGAAGACGCAAUUUCAUGUUAGAAGGGCAUUUGCCAUCGCGGGUGAAUACCUUAGAGAAAGAAUGGAAGAUAUCGAAAAUAGUGAUGAGAGAAAAAAGGAUUAUUUAGAUGUACUUCUUCGAUAUCGUGGUGAUGGUGUUGAGGGGCCUUCUAGGUUUUCAUCUCAAACGAUUAAUACCAUACUUUUUGAGAUGUUCACAGCAGGGACAGAUACAACUACAAGUACAUUAGAAUGGGCAAUGGCUGAGCUACUCCACAACCCUACUACUCUCCAAAAAGUUCAAGAUGAGUUAAGAAGAGUCAUCAACCCCUCGAAAAAGCUAGAAGAAGAAGACUUGGACAAACUUUCUUACUUAAACGCGGUGAUCAAAGAAACCCUAAGGUUACACCCUCCACUUCCAUUCUUAGUCCCACACAUGGCCAUGGACUCUUGUAACAUGUUAGGUUAUCACAUCCCAAAAGAAACACAAAUUCUUGUUAACGUUUGGGCGAUUGGUAGGGAUCCAAAGACGUGGAAAGAUCCUUUGAAAUUCAAGCCAGAGAGAUUCUUGGAACCUAACAUGGUAGAUUAUAAAGGUCAUCAUUUUGAGUUCAUACCAUUUGGUUCUGGUCGAAGAAUGUGCCCUGCCGUUCCCCUUGCUUCUCGUAUGUUACCACUUACUUUAGGGUCAAUUCUACACAAGUUUGAUUGGGUCUUAGCUAAUGGAGUGAAACCACAAGAUUUGGACAUGAAUGAAAGAAUGGGGAUGACUUUGAAGAAAGCAAUUCCAUUAAAGGCUAUACCAUGUUUGUACAUAAAAAAUAUCCCCCAAAGGACAAAAAAAUAAGAAUAAGUAGAAGUUAUAGCUCAAAUUGUAAGGGAGAAGACUCAAGUACCCCUUAGAUUAUGAUCGAAUUAACUAAAUUAAGGUUCUAUUAUUCCCCUGAAUUUAUUUUUUUAGUACUUUUGUACACCUUUUAGCUUAUGUGGCACACCCCGUGACUCCAAGCAGUUGAGGCGCGUGGGAUAUAUUUAGAUAUCAUAUAAGCCAAAAAGGUGUACAAAAUUUUCAAAAAAAAAUGAAUUCAGAGGGCUAAUAGGAUCUUGAUUUAGUCAAGAUGUGUUUCUAUAGAGAUUUUGGUCAUAGUUUAGGCAGAUACUUCUACCUUUUCCCCCAAAUUGUAAUUGUACACCUUUGAGCAUGAUUCAAUGUAUGUGGUGUUUUUUAUUUUAUUUUGAGAUGUCAUUAUACAAUUAUUAUAUACAUACUAGAGACAUAUGAGUUCAU
This is a messenger RNA of Solanum lycopersicum (tomato), 2015 nucleotides long. Its product is annotated as iridoid oxidase-like. Gene Ontology annotation, molecular function: monooxygenase activity; iron ion binding; oxidoreductase activity, acting on paired donors, with incorporation or reduction of molecular oxygen. NCBI's taxonomy places the organism in Eukaryota, Viridiplantae, Streptophyta, Magnoliopsida, Solanales, Solanaceae. The record is from RefSeq and is a predicted model, not a curated record.